GCACGGUGGUCCGAGCCAUGUGCUCCAGCAGUUCUGCGAAACUCAGCUCCCUCUCCAGCGGCCGCUCCUGGAAUCCCGCCGCGCAGCCGCAGGGCGGCGGCGAUCGGCGGCCGGCCAGCCCACAUGGUGCCCGCGGCCGCACACCCGGCGGUCGCGUGGUGGGGCCUGCUGCUCUCGUCGGCCUGGCCCGCCGGCGGCAAUAGGGUGCUGCUCUCGCUCAAUCUCGGGCCCUGCUCUCGCUCAAUCGAAGUGGUGAGUUGGGCCGCCAAAGCCAAGGGGGGAGACUUGUCGACUGCGUAG
Molecule: messenger RNA, 300 nt
Organism: Prorocentrum cordatum
Lineage: Eukaryota; Dinophyceae; Prorocentrales; Prorocentraceae
Source: the annotation of a GenBank genome assembly